UGUAGCAUAAACAUUAUAUGAAAGAUUGCAAUUUGAGGAAUCAACUUAUAAUCGGGGUUUAUUCCUAUUUGAUUUCUUUAUUUGUCUCAAAUCGUUGGCUUAUUAGCUCUUCGAGUACAUCAAUUAGCAGAGUAGUCGGACUAGCUGCAGCGACAACUAAAGAACGGCGGAGGGGUGUCUUCUUUCUUAUGGUUUGUUGAGUUGAUGGCUUCGUCCCUCCUGUCAAGAACUCUCUUGGGUCAUCGCUUGAUUACUUCCUCUCUUUCUUUCUCACCCAAACUGCAAAAUUUGACUUUUCUUUUCAAUAGACCUCUACACUUGCAAGCUCACCCAGCAGUCUCUACAGCAUUUGCGACAUCUUAUCGGCCAACUCGUGUUAUGGCUUCCUUAGGAGUUGUGAAAAGAGCUAAUUUCUCAACACAGUACGUAUCAACUAAUGAACCCAUUGUUUCUGUUGAUUGGCUCCAUGCGAACCUCCGGGAGCCUGAUAUAAAGGUAUUGGAUGCAUCGUGGUACAUGCCAGAUGAGCAAAGGAAUCCCAUUCAAGAAUAUCAGGUUGCUCAUAUACCUGGUGCUCUUUUCUUUGAUGUGGAUGGAAUAUCAGAUCGAACUUCAAAUCUGCCGCACAUGUUGCCAUCUGAGGAAGCUUUUGCAGCAGCUGUUUCUGCUCUUGGCAUCGAGAAUAAAGAUGGGUUGGUUGUUUAUGAUGGGAAGGGUAUUUUUAGUUCUGCACGUGUUUGGUGGAUGUUCCGAGUCUUUGGACAUGAUAGAGUCUGGGUUUUAGAUGGAGGCCUGCCAAGAUGGCGUGCUUCCGGUUAUGAUGUGGAAUCCAGUGCUUCUAGUGAUGCUAUUUUGAAGGCGAGUGCUGCCGGUGAGGCGAUUGAAAAAGCAUAUAAGGGACAGACUGGGCCAAUCACUUUCCAGACAAAAUUUCAGCCACAUCUUGUCUGGACCCUUGAAGAGGUUAAAAGAAACAUCAAGGAAAGAACUCACCAGCAUAUAGACGCCCGUUCAAAAGCCAGGUUUGACGGUGCUGCACUAGAACCUCGCAAGGGAAUAAGAAGUGGUCAUGUACCAGGCAGUAAGUGCAUUCCAUUCCCUCAGCUAUUGGAUGCUUCGCAAACCCUCUUACCACCAGAUGAGCUUAAGAAACGAUUUGACCAAGAAGGCAUCUCAUUGGAAAGUCCUGUGGUCACUUCUUGUGGAACCGGUGUAACUGCUUGCAUUCUUGCACUGGGUCUUCAUCGUCUUGGAAAGCCUGAUGUCGCAGUUUAUGAUGGAUCGUGGACCGAGUGGGGAGCUCAUUCCGACACACCAGUCGACACUUUGUAAAUCUUAGUUGGAACUAUUUAAGUGUGAAAGUAACCUUAUUUUGAGUGUGAAGACUUUCGGAUGGAAAUAAGUGUUGAAUAAGGAAGUGAAAUGAUAUAUUCAUGAUGAAUGUUUGUAAAACAAAAGCAGUUCUGACUUAUAAAAGCGGUGCCUAGAAAUGUAAAACAAA
Molecule: messenger RNA, 1501 nt
Organism: Tripterygium wilfordii
Lineage: Eukaryota; Viridiplantae; Streptophyta; Magnoliopsida; Celastrales; Celastraceae
Product: thiosulfate/3-mercaptopyruvate sulfurtransferase 1, mitochondrial-like
Exons: 12
Coding region: 205-1332 (375 amino acids)
Biological process (GO): transsulfuration
Cellular component (GO): mitochondrion
Molecular function (GO): thiosulfate-cyanide sulfurtransferase activity
Source: RefSeq, a predicted model, not a curated record